Molecule: messenger RNA, 747 nt
Organism: Salvelinus namaycush (lake trout)
Lineage: Eukaryota; Metazoa; Chordata; Actinopteri; Salmoniformes; Salmonidae
Product: CUB and sushi domain-containing protein 3-like
Exons: 5
Source: RefSeq, a predicted model, not a curated record
GGUUCCUUCAUACGUGUGGAGGGACAUUAAAAGGAAAGAACGGUACCAUAGAAAGUCCAGGUUUCCCGUACGGAUAUCCUAACGGUGCCAACUGUACCUGGGUAAUCGUAGCAGAACAAAUGAACAGGAUUCACAUCGUUUUUCAAUCUUUCGCUGUGGAAGAGGAAUAUGAUUUUUUAUCUUUGUACGAUGGACACCCACAUCCGGCAUACUUCCGGACGAGGUUAACAGGAUUUCAGAUCCCACCUCCUGUCACCAGCACAGGAUCCAUAUUUUCACUACGGCUUACCAGUGACUUUGCAGUAAGCGCUCAUGGAUUUAAGAUGGUUUAUGAAGAGUUAAGGAGCAGCGCCUGUGGGAACCCUGGUGUUCCACCUAAAGGCAUCCUAAACGGCACACAGUUCAACAUGGGGAACACGAUCCGCUACAGGUGUGUGACGGGCUACGUGUUGGACGGUCGCUCACUCCUUACCUGUGUCCUCAACACAGGCAAUAUGGCCGUCUGGGAUUUCCCCGUCCCCAUCUGCAGAGAGUUAAGGAGUAGUGUCUGUGAGUUAAGGAGCAGCGCCUGUGGGAACCCUGGUGUUCCACCUAAAGGCAUCCUAAACGGAACACAGUUCACUAUCGGGAACACGAUCCGCUACAGGUGUGUGACGGGCUACGUGUUGGACGGUCGCUCACUCCUUACCUGUGUCCUCAACACAGGCAAUAUGGCCGUCUGGGAUUUCCCCGUCCCCAUCUGCAGAG